AUGGCUUGGUUGAAAGGUUUGGCGCAGAAGAAGCCCAAGAGCGAGGCGGUCGUCCAAGCUCAGGAGGAGGCUCCCGACUUUGAGAAGGUCAACUGGGUGAAGGAUCCCGGCCUGCGGAAGCUCUACUUCUUCGCCGUGAUUCUUUGCGUUGCUUCGGCCACAACUGGUUACGAUGGCAUGUUCUUCAACUCAGUCCAAAACUUCAACUCAUGGCAGGAGUUCUUCAACCACCCCAAGUCAGGCGAACUCGGUCUCCUCGCUGCCAUUUACCAAAUCGGCAGUCUGGCCUCGAUGCCCAUUGUGCCCAUAAUCGCCGACAACUUCGGCCGCAAGAUCCCUAUUGUCAUCGGCUGCGUCAUCAUGGUUGCUGGAGCCAUUUUGCAAGGCGCUUGCAAGAACUGGGGCAUGUUCAUGGGCGGUCGCGCUCUCCUCGGUUUCGGCAACUCGUUCGCUCAAGUCGCCUCCCCCAUGCUGCUCGCUGAGCUUUGCCACCCCCAACAUCGCGCCCGCUUCACGACGGUCUACAACUGUCUCUGGAACGUUGGAGCCCUCAUCGUCGCCUGGCUGUCUUUCGGCACCGACUUCCUCGCAAACGAGUGGUCAUGGCGUAUUCCUGCCAUUGGCCAGGCCGUUCCCUCCGUCAUCCAGCUCAUGUUCAUCUUGUGGGUUCCCGAGUCUCCCCGUUACCUCAUCGCGAAGGACCGCCACGAAGACGCCCUGAACAUUCUCGGUAAAUACCACGCCAACGGCGACAACAAUCACCCCACCGUUCAGUUCGAGUUCCGCGAGAUUCGCGAGACUAUCAAGCGCGAGCUUGCCGCCAAGGACACCAGCAGCUACCUCGACUUUUUCCGCACCCCUGGCAAUAGAUACCGCUUCGUCGUCCUUAUUUCCCUCGGUCUUUUCAGCCAGUGGUCUGGAAACGCGAUUAUCUCGAACUACACCGCUGUCCUGUACGCCAACGCCGGCAUCGAGAGCUCCACCGCCAGACUCGGCCUCUCAGCCGGUCAGACCGGUCUCUCCCUCAUCGUCUCCGUCACCCUCGCGCUGCAGGUCGACAGGUUCGGUCGCCGCCCCAUCUUCCUGGCCUCCACGGGCGGCAUGCUCAUGACCUUCGUCUUCUGGACCCUCUCCGCCGGCCUGUACGAGGAGCACGGCUCCCCCGGCUCCAACUACGCCAUGAUCUUCUUCAUCUGGCUCUUCGGCUUCUUCUACGCCUUCGCCUGGUCCGGCCUGCUCAUCGGCUACACCAUCGAGAUCCUGCCCUACAAGCUGCGCGCGAAGGGUCUCAUGUUCGUCAACCUCGUCGUCCAGGCCGCGCUCACCCUCAACAACUACGCCAACCCGGUCGCCUUCGACUUCUUUGAGGGUCACACCUGGAAGCUGUACCUCAUUUACACCUGCUGGAUCUUCCUCGAACUCACCUUCGUCUACCUCUUCUACGUCGAGACAAAGGGCCCCACCCUCGAGGAGCUCGUCAAGGUCAUCGACGGCCCCGACGCCGAGGUCGCCGACGUCGACCUCGCGCAGGUCGAGCAGGAGGUCAAGAUCGGCCACGAAGCCGUGGAGGUGGAGCACAAGCGCGGUUAG
Messenger RNA from Colletotrichum karsti, 1590 nucleotides. RefSeq names its product hexose transporter protein. Gene Ontology annotation, biological process: transmembrane transport; carbohydrate transport. NCBI's taxonomy places the organism in Eukaryota, Fungi, Ascomycota, Sordariomycetes, Glomerellales, Glomerellaceae. Gene Ontology annotation, molecular function: carbohydrate:proton symporter activity. The coding region runs from base 1 to 1590 and encodes 529 amino acids. The record is from RefSeq and is a predicted model, not a curated record. The transcript has 6 exons. Gene Ontology annotation, cellular component: membrane.